Messenger RNA from Beta vulgaris subsp. vulgaris (sugar beet), 1953 nucleotides. RefSeq names its product auxin transporter-like protein 3. Bases 286 to 1698 code for a protein of 470 amino acids. Gene Ontology annotation, cellular component: plasma membrane. The transcript has 8 exons. The record is from RefSeq and is a predicted model, not a curated record. Lineage: Eukaryota; Viridiplantae; Streptophyta; Magnoliopsida; Caryophyllales; Amaranthaceae.
AAGUCACCCAAACAAGCUAAGUGUGCUAAUCAUUGCUUUACCAAUUACCACCCUCAAAGAUUGCAUUUAAGAAGGUGCUAGCUAACCCAAUUAUUCUAACAUUUUACAAAUUAACAUCAACUUGUAGUACAACUACCAUAGUCCCUAUUAGUAUAAAGUCCUCUUUCUUAGAGAUACCACUAUUCUUUAUAACUCUCCUCAUGUAUCAAAACUAGCUAGCUUAUUUGAUAAUCCAUUUCUUUUUUAGAAUUGUGACUUUGUGAGUGAGCUUAUAUUAGCAUUGGCAUGGCUUCUGAGAAGGUGGAGACCGUAGUAGCUGGGAAUUACGUUGAAAUGGAGAGGGAGGAAGCCGAUCAUUCGUCGUCGUCUUCCGUUAAAACCAAACUUUCUAAUUUAUUCUGGCAUGGGGGUUCUGUUUAUGAUGCUUGGUUCAGCUGUGCUUCUAACCAGGUUGCACAAGUGCUAUUGACACUACCAUACUCGUUUUCACAACUGGGAAUGCUAUCUGGAAUACUAUUCCAACUCUUCUACGGCUUGAUGGGCAGCUGGACUGCUUACCUUAUCAGUCUACUUUAUGUUGAGUACAGAACCAGGAAAGAGCGAGAAAAAGUUGAUUUUAGGAACCAUGUUAUUCAGUGGUUUGAAGUACUUGACGGAUUACUCGGGAAACACUGGAGAAAUAUUGGUCUUUUUUUCAAUUGCACUUUCCUUCUCUUUGGAUCUGUCAUUCAGCUUAUUGCUUGUGCCAGCAAUAUAUACUACAUAAAUGACAGCCUAGACAAAAGAACAUGGACAUACAUAUUUGGUGCCUGCUGUGCAACGACAGUGUUCAUACCUUCAUUCCAUAAUUACAGAAUAUGGUCGUUUCUAGGCCUUAUCAUGACUUCUUACACUGCCUGGUAUCUCACAAUUGCCUCCCUUGUCCAUGGACAGGUUGAGGGAGUAAAGCACAGUGGGCCAGCCAAGUUGGUUUUGUACUUCACGGGUGCUACCAACAUUCUAUAUACUUUUGGUGGCCAUGCUGUCACUGUGGAGAUAAUGCACGCGAUGUGGAAGCCACAGAAGUUCAAGAUGAUAUACUUGUUGGCAACACUAUAUGUGCUAACACUCACCCUGCCAUCAGCAAGUGCGGUGUAUUGGGCAUAUGGAGACAUGCUUCUAGAUCAUUCCAAUGCCUUAUCUUUGCUUCCUAGGACUGCUUUUAGGGACACUGCUAUUAUCCUCAUGUUGAUUCAUCAGUUCAUAACAUUCGGAUUUGCUUGCACUCCUCUAUACUUUGUGUGGGAAAAAUUCAUAGGCAUUCAUGAAACAAAGAGCAUCAUGAAGCGCUCUAUUGCACGCCUUCCGGUGGUUAUUCCAAUAUGGUUCCUAGCCAUCAUUUUCCCAUUCUUUGGACCCAUUAAUUCCGCAGUUGGUUCACUUCUGGUUAGCUUCACUGUUUACAUUAUUCCAGCCAUGGCUCACAUGAUCACUUUUGCCUCUCCAUCCGCUCGUGAGAAUGCCGUGGAGAGACCACCAUCAUUCGUAGGAGGUUGGGCCGGAAUGUACAGCAUGAACAUAUUUUUGGUGGUGUGGGUGUUUGUGGUAGGGUUUGGCCUGGGUGGGUGGGCCAGUAUGAUGAAUUUCAUACAGCAAGUGAACACAUUUGGGCUUUUUGCUAAGUGCUAUCAGUGCCCUCCUCAUAAGGCCAAGGCUUAAAUUUGUAUUUUGCUUUUUUUUUUUUAAAUAUAGCUUUUCUUCGUCUAGAGAUUAUACGUAAUACAUAAAGUGUGUAAAGAUUGGCUUUUCAUUUUUCUUUUCCAUUUAAUCCUUUUAUCUAUAAUUUAUGAGGGUUUUAUUUUUUUUCCUUUGUUUAACUUUUCUUUGUAAUUUUGUGAGUUGGUUACGGUAGUAAGAUAUGUAAACUUUGGUGUCUUUAAAAUUUUAUGAUCUCUUUUGACAUUGAUUAACGUA